AUGGAAAUGUCCGAGAAGAACUACAAGUAUGGGGUGACUGGGCCAUUGUCGAUAAAGGAAAGCACAGAGGAAGAACAUGGGAUGUCUGCAGAAAUGGACAGAUAUCUGGAGGAGUGCGGAUUCUUUGAGGAUGAGUCCGAGGGGCAGACUAGGGAAAGAGUCCUUGGCAGAUUGAACUUCAUGGUGAAAGAGUUUGUGGCUAGGAUGGCAAAAAGCAAAGGAGGCAUGGAAGGAGAAAAGCCAUGUGGAGGAAAGAUAUUUACUUUUGGCAGCUACAGGUUGGGAGUGCACAGCAAGGGGGCAGACAUUGAUGCCUUGUGCAUUGUUCCUAGGCACGUAAGCAGAAGCGACUUUUUCGUGCAUUUUUACGAAGAGUUGAGGAAUAAUCCAGGCAUAGAGGAGGCUACAAAGAUAGAGGAAGCAUUUGUACCAAUAAUUAAAUUCAAGUUUCAAGGGAUUCCGAUUGAUUUAGUGUUUGCUCGGCUUAAUGUUCCUGUGGUGAAGGAGGGAAUUAAUCUGUUGAAUGACACGCUUCUGAAGAAUAUGGAUGAGAAGUGCAUCCUGUCGCUGAAUGGAUCCAGGGUUACGGACGAGAUGCUGAGCCUUGUUCCGAAUGUGAAGGUGUUCCAUUCUGCACUGAGGUGUAUUAAAUAUUGGGCAAAGAGAAGAUGUGUGUAUGGGAAUUCGUAUGGGUACUUUGGAGGAGUUGCGUUUUCGCUGUGUGUUGCACGAGUGUGCCAGCUAUAUCCGAAUGUAAGCUCGUUUGUAAUAGUCUGCAAGUUUUUUGAGCUGUUUUCGUCGUGGAAGUGGCCGAUGCCUGUUAUUUUGCGCCCGGUGGUUGAUCUGAACUUCAACCUGAAGGUAUGGGACCCGAAGAUCCACCCUUCUGACAAGUAUCACAGGAUGCCGGUGAUUACGCCUGCAUAUCCUUCGAUGUGUGCUACGCACAAUGUAUCCAACAGUACGCAGCAUGCGAUUACAGUUGAAUUUGCAAGGGCAAAUGAGAUUCUGUGCAUGCUUGAAAAAAGCGACAGCAAGAAGAAUGAACAAGAGAAGAGCACGAGCGAGAGGCUUGAAAUGAAGAAGAGCUGUUUCAGGAAGAUAUUUGAGCUGUCUGAUUUUUUCAGCAAGUAUAAGCUUUUUAUAGAGGUGAUGGCGAUUUCUGUUGGUGUAGAGAAUGAAGGAUUCCAGAAGUGGGAGGGAUACGUUGAGUCGAAGAUCCGGAUUCUUGCAUCUAAGUUUGAGGCCGUGGACGACAUUUUGUAUGCAAUACCGUUUCCAAAGGCAUUUGAGAUUUCUGGAGAAAGGAUUCCAAGUGUGUGUGCAAAUGCAUGUGCAAAGGAAAUAAGAAGAUGCACUGUGUUUUUUAUUGCAAUUGACACUAUUCCUGUCAAGGGGAAGAAGGUGUUUGUGGAUCAGCAGGUCAAGGACUUUGUUGAGUUUAUAAAUGAGUAUGAAGGAAGGCCUGAUGGAAUGAGCAUUGAGGUACACAGUCUGAAGAAGAAGGAUGUGCAGGAGUUUCUACGAAUGUACUAUGGAAAGCCGAAGGAGCAACCUGAAGAAAGUAAAAGAAGGAAGGUUAGUGUUGGUGGAGGAGACGAUAAGUGA
Molecule: messenger RNA, 1608 nt
Organism: Ordospora pajunii
Lineage: Eukaryota; Fungi; Microsporidia; Ordosporidae
Product: poly(A) polymerase
Exons: 1
Coding region: 1-1608 (535 amino acids)
Cellular component (GO): nucleus
Molecular function (GO): RNA binding; poly(A) RNA polymerase activity
Source: RefSeq, a predicted model, not a curated record